GUGACCGUUUUGGAUGCAAGAGUGAGCGUGCCCACCUGGGUGAGGGGGCAGAGACAGCCUGCCAGGGCUUCUCUCACUUGUUCCAGGGCCUGAUGUCAGAAGCCAUGGACCAGCCAGCUGGGGGUCCUGGAAACCCAACGCCAGGAGAGGGUGGUGAUGGCAGCAUGGAGCCGGGCACCUGCCAGGAGCUUCUGCACCGACUGCGAGAGCUGGAGGCAGAGAACUCGGCACUUGCCCAGGCCAACGAAAACCAGCGGGAGACUUACGAGCGCUGUCUGGAUGAGGUUGCCAACCACGUGGUGCAGGCGCUGCUGAACCAAAAGGACCUGCGAGAGGAGUGCAUCAAGCUGAAGAAGAGGGUGUUUGACCUGGAGCGGCAGAACCAGAUGCUGAGCGCCCUGUUCCAGCAGAAACUCCAGCUCACAACAGGCUCUCUCCCUCAGAUCCCACUCACCCUCCUUCAGCCGCCAUCAGAUCCACCAGCCUCCCCUUCCCUGAGCUCCGCCGAGGGACCAGCCGCCUUGCUGCCUCUGGGGCACUGUGCUGGGCAGAGAGAGGUAUGUUGGGAGCAGCAGCUGAGGCCAGGAGGCCCAGGCCCCCCAGCCGCCCCGCCCCCGGCGCUGGAUGCCCUGUCCCCGUUCCUUCGGAAGAAAGCCCAGAUUCUGGAGGUGCUGAGAGCCCUGGAAGAGACUGACCCCUUGCUUCUGUGCUCGCCUACUACUCCCUGGAGGCCUCCGGGCCAGGGUCCUGGCUCUCCAGAGCCCAUCAACGGCGAGCUGUGUGGCCCACCUCAGCCUGAAUCCUCGCCCUGGGCCCCUUACCUGCUGCUGGGCCCUGGUAGCCUGGGAGGUCUGCUGCACUGGGAGCGACUCUUGGGGGGCCCGGGAGGGGAGGAGGGUACUGGGCGGCUCUGGGGCCCUAGCAGGGGCUCCCCCCAGGCCCAGAGCACCAGCGCAGGCCCACACUGUGCCCCAGGCAGCAGCUCCUCCUCCUCUUCCGAUGAGGCAGGUGACUCCAAUGAGGCACCCAGCCCCGACACCCUGCUCGGUGCUCUGGCCCGCAAACAGUUGAACCUGGGCCAGCUCCUUGAGGACACAGAGUCUUACCUACAGGCCUUUCUGGCUGGGGCUGCAGGCCCACUCAAUGGGGACCACCCAGGUCCUGGGCAGUCUUCCUCCCCAGAUCAGGGGCCCCCACAGCUGUCCAAGUCCAAAGGCCUCCCCAAGUCGGCUUGGGAUGGGGGUACCCCAGAGGCCCACAGGCUGGGCUUCGGUGCUACCUCAGAGGGCCAGGGCCCCCUCCCCUUCCUCAGCAUGUUCGUGGGCGCAGGGGAUGCCCCACUGGGCUUGCGGCACGGCCAUCCCCACUCCUCAUCUCAGGUGAAAAGCAAGCUCCAAAUUGGACCCCCUUCUCCUGCGGAAGCCCAGGGACCCCUUCUGCCCUCUCCAGCCAGAGGUCUCAAGUUCCUAAAGCUGCCUCCGGCCUCAGAAAAGGUCCCCAGCCCAGGAGGCCCCCAGCUCAGUCCCCAGCUGCCCCGGAACUCCCGAAUCCCCUGUCGGAACAGCGGCUCAGACGGCAGCCCCUCCCCACUGCUGGCCCGAAGGGGUCUCGGUGGAGGAGAGCUAGGGUCCCCAGAGGGGGCACAGGGCCUGCCCGCCAGCCCUUCACCCUGCUCCUCGACCCCGGACUCGGCACAGCUCAGACCCCCGCAGUCGGCCUUGCCCACCACACUGUCCCCAGGACCAGUGGUGUCUCCCUGCUAUGAGAACAUCCUGGACCUUUCCCGGAGCACCUUUAGGGGGCCUUCCCCAGAGCCACCUCCGUCCCCACUGCAGGUGCCCACCUACCCGCAACUGACUCUGGAGGUGCCACCAGCCCCUGAGCUCCUCCGGAGCCCUGGAGUCCCCCCAAGCCCUUGCCUCCCAGAAUCCUGCCCCUAUGGGAGCCCCCAGGAGAAGAGUUUGGACAAGGCUGGCUCAGAAUCUCCCCAUCCUGGCCGCAGGACCCCAGGCAACUCAUCCAAGAAGUCCAGCCAGGGGUCAGGGCGGCGACCUGGGGACCCUGGCAGCACACCUCUGCGGGACAGACUGGUGGCCCUGGGGAAAUUGAAGACAGGCCCUGAGGGGCCCCUGGGCCCAGAGAAGAAUGGGGUGCCAGCCAGACCUGGCACUGAGAAGGCCCGGAGGUCAGGGGAAAGUGCUGGAGACACAGCGCCCCCCACCCCCAGGCCCCCCGAGCAGCCAGAAGCUAAGGGGGCCCUGCGGGGGGCAGUGGCCUUCGCCACAAACAGCCUGAAGCAGCAGGAGCCUGGACUCGUGGGGGAUUCCGGGGCUCGAGUCUACUCCUCCCACUCCAUGGGGGCCCGGGUGGACCUGGAGCCCAUCUCCCCAAGGAGCUGCCUCACCAAAGUGGAGCUGGCCAAGAGCCGGCUGGCAGGAGCCCUGUGCCCCCAGGCACCCCGCACCCCUGCCAAAGUGCCAGCCUCAGCCCCCAGCCUGGGCAAGCCCAGCAAGAGCCCUCACAGCAGCCCCACAAAGCUGCCUUCCAAGUCACCCACCAAGGUGGUGCCCCGACCUGGGCCUCCCCCGGUCGCCAAGGAGCCCCCCAAGCCCGAGAAAGGGAAGGGCCCACUGUGGGCAGACUGUGGCGGCCCCGUGGCCCCGCCCACCCCCUCAGUCCCUGGCCCAGCUGACCCGAACCAGGGCCCUGAGGGGCCGGCCCCACACUCGGCCAUCGAGGAGAAGGUGAUGAAGGGCAUCGAGGAGAACGUGCUGCGACUGCAGGGCCAGGAGCGGGCCCCCGGCACCGAGGCCAAGCACCGCAACACCAGCAGCAUCGCCAGCUGGUUCGGCCUUAAAAAGAGCAAGCUGCCGGCACUGAACCGCCGCACGGAGGCCACCAAGAGCAAGGAAGGGGCUGGCGGGGGCUCCCCGCUCCGGAGGGAGGCCAAAGUGGAAGCCCGGAAGCUGGAGGCUGAGAGCCUCAACAUCUCCAAGCUGAUGGCCAAAGCAGAAGACCUGCGCCGGGCACUGGAGGAGGAGAAGGCCUACCUGAGCAGCAGGGCCCGGCCGCGACCUGGGGGUGCAGCCCCAGGGCCCAGCACAGGGCUGGGACAGGUGCAGGGCCAGCUGGCCGGUGUGUACCAGGGUGCGGACACCUUCAUGCAACAGCUGCUCAACAGGGUGGAUGGCAAGGAGCUGCCACCCAAGAGCUGGCGGGAGCCCAAGCCCGAGUAUGGAGAUUUCCAGCCAGUGUCCUCUGACCCCAAGAGCCCCUGGCCAGCCUGUGGGCCCCGAAAUGGCCUGGUGGGCCCUCUUCAGGGCUGUGGAAAAUCUCCUGGAAAGCCGAGCAGCGAGUUGGGGAGGCGGGAAGAGAUGCCCUCGGAGGACAGCUUGGCCGAGCCAGGGCCCAACUCACACUUCACAGCCUGCGGCUCCUUGACUCGAACCUUGGACAGUGGCAUUGGGACCUUCCCACCCCCCGACCAUGGCAGCAUUGGGACUCCCAGCAAGAAUCUUCCCAAGACCAAGCCACCACGGCUGGAGCUCCCACCCGGGGUACCCCCGGCACGGCCCCCGCCCCUUACCAAAGUCCCCCGCCGUGCACACACGCUGGAGCGGGAGGUGCCGGGCAUAGAGGAGCUGCUGGUGAGCGGGCGACACCCCAGCAUGCCUGCCUUCCCCGCACUGCUCACCGCUGCUCCGGGCCACCGGGGCCAUCAGCCCUGUCCUGAUGAUCCCUGUGAAGACCCGGGCCCAACCCCUCCUGUCCAGCUGGCCAAGAACUGGACUUUCCCCAACACGAGGGCAGCUGGCAGCUCCUCGGACCCUUUUCUCUGCCCAUCCCGACAAUUGGAGGGGCUGCCCCAGCCCCCCAUGGCCCUGCCCGUGGACCGGAAGCGGAGCCAGGAGCCCAGCCGCCCAUCCCCCACGCCUCAGGGCCCGGCGUUUGGGGGUAGCCGCACCCCCAGCACAUCGGACAUGGGCGAGGAAGGCAGAGCGGCCAGCGGGGGCCCCCCGGGGCUGGAGACUUCGGAGUCUCUCAGUGACUCACUCUACGACUCGCUCUCCUCCUGUGGGAGUCAGGGCUGAGGGGCUACGCCACCACAGCCCCCUCUGCAGGUGGGGACCACAGACUGGACUGGCUCCCUUCGCAGCCCUUUGGAGCCAGGGGGCCCCCUCCCUGAAGGGACCAAGGAAGCAGGCGGAUGAGAAGAGGAAGGCGGUCCCUGGCUCACCCACCGCUGCUGUGGAUGAGAUAACCGCGCUCAGCUCAGGGAGAGACCCCACCCUUGGUCCCUUCUCUCACCCAGAGCAAGGCUCUUCCUCUAAGGGACUGGGGUUCAAGGCCACUGUGUCCCGGGCCCCCAGCUCCCACUUCAGGCUGCCAUCUUGGUGCUGGGCUUCCUGCCCGCCAGCUGUGCCAUCUCUGCCCAACCUGGCUGCUCCCUGCCUCAAAGCCCCCCACGGGGCCAUUCCAGAGGCCCCCAUGCUGGGGGAGUUUGGGGGUGAGGGAGACAAGUUGCCUUCUCUCUCUGCCCCGGUCCUCCCUGCUGUCUGGAUGGUGCUGCCCUCCCCUGCCCCAUGUCUCUGGGGUCUGUCUGUCUGUCUUUUUGGUUGUUUUUUUAUAUUAAAGCGCCUGGCCCAGUCCUCAACCCCCAAUCCCGCACUGCGGUUAAUUUAUCUGUCGUUUAAAACACGGCUGCUCUGCUUCCUGCCUCUGCUUCUGCCGUAUCCCUAAUAAAAUGUGGAGGCCCCUCCCUA
Molecule: messenger RNA, 4763 nt
Organism: Carlito syrichta (Philippine tarsier)
Lineage: Eukaryota; Metazoa; Chordata; Mammalia; Primates; Tarsiidae
Gene: NCKAP5L
Product: NCK associated protein 5 like
Exons: 12
Coding region: 93-4091 (1332 amino acids)
Biological process (GO): microtubule bundle formation; microtubule depolymerization
Cellular component (GO): microtubule plus-end
Source: RefSeq, a predicted model, not a curated record